Molecule: messenger RNA, 9568 nt
Organism: Nymphalis io (European peacock)
Lineage: Eukaryota; Metazoa; Arthropoda; Insecta; Lepidoptera; Nymphalidae
Gene: Dcr-1
Product: endoribonuclease Dcr-1
Exons: 42
Coding region: 250-7953 (2567 amino acids)
Biological process (GO): apoptotic DNA fragmentation; pre-miRNA processing; siRNA processing
Cellular component (GO): cytoplasm; RISC complex; nucleus
Molecular function (GO): deoxyribonuclease I activity; protein binding; RNA binding
Source: RefSeq, a predicted model, not a curated record
UUUGCUAAAAUCUAUAUAUUUUUUUCGAAAUCUUUAAAACUAUUCGUUCCUAACUGAUAUACAGUUUUAUAAUAAACGAUUUCUCGUAUAAGAUCUAGAUAACAACUUUAUGAGGUUGUAUAUCGGCGCUUUACGCUAAAAUUUGUGAUAUUUUAAAAUUAUGCUAAUAAGAAACUUUGUGUGUUAAUAUGAUAUUCUUUAUGUGACUUUAUUUGUAAAUACUGCUUAAAUAUAAGUAAUAUCGAAGAUAUGGAGUCGUCUUGCACCCGUUUCACAGCAGCUGAAGGCGGUGCUCGCUUAGCAGCAUGUGCUGGUACGAAGAAUAUACUGGUUACCGAGCAUACUUCGUUUAUAUCAACAAGUGUCUUGGUCGAACAUGCAUACAAGAUAAGAGGCUUACUGUCCACCGGACGUCAACGUUCAGUGUAUAUAACCAGAGCAUCCCGUAUCGAGUGUACUGCCCACGAGCUAAAAAUACUAACAGACCUGUCCGUGUCAAAAGCUCGUGUGUUUGAUGAUGUUGAUGAUUGGAAAGAGACGUUGGAACACAAAGAGGUACUCGUAUGUACAUCAAUAGUCAUAAAAACUAUAUUGGAGAAAGGACUAUUGACUAUACCGGAUAUUAAUGUUUUGAUAAUUGACAGCUGUCAUUUGAUAUUCAACGAUGAACAUCUACAAUAUGUGAUGAAGCUCUACAAGGAGUAUGAUGAAGGCAACAGGCCGAGGGUCCUCGCUCUAACCUAUCCCCUAUUCACCGCUACGAGCAACUCAAACGACGGUACCGACAGCAUGAAUAUAGAUAAAGAUAUAGAUGAAGAUAAAGAUAGAUAUAUAGCUGAUGAUGAUGAUGGUAUAGAUGUGGCUAAUGAUGAAAAUGUUGAUGAUUUCGAUAUGUAUGAGAAAUUGGAGUGGAAGAUAUGUGAGCUGGAGAAGGCUCUGUGCUGUGAAAUGGACCUGGCCGAGGAUAUUGAUGGUGGGAAACGUCUCUCAGCGUCAGCGACGAGACCCAGGGAGCUGAUAAUCGAAUACGGUCCCCGACCCUCCGACGAAGCCCUGCCAGAGGCCUACCUCGAGCUCGAGGACUAUAUGAAGGAAACGGUCAAUCAGGCCCUGGAAUUUAUCAAUGAACACAGAUACGAUCCAACGGAAAUAUACGGUGAGGAUUUGUACGAGGAAUUCAAGAACAUACCAGACCCUACGAUAGAACCAAAGAAAAUAUUCAUGGAUUUUUUAUAUGUCUUGGAACAACUCGGUCCUUACGCAGCUGAUAAGGCAGCUAUAUCACUAUUGACAAAGUUAGAAAAGUUAAAAAUCAAAGUUCCCUACGAGAGGCACUUCCUACUGUUAUGUCUCUGUACAUCCGUCUUCGUGAAGAUCAGAUGUUUUGCUGAUUUAAUCUUCUCGAAAUAUUCUUCGGAUUGGGAUAAAAUAACGAUAUUCUCAACACCGAAGGUCCUGAGAUUAGUGGAGAUACUGGAGAAGUUUCAGCCAGCAGACAGUAAGAGUGCAACGAGGAAUCCGGUUAAUAACCCAAAAGCAGAUACCAAGUCGGAUACACAAAGAAAUGUUAAAUCAAAAGAGGCAUCAGACAGUUCAGACAGUGAGAGCAAAUUGCUUACAGAUAAUAAAACGGAUGGAACUAAUAUAAAAACUGAUGAAACGGUACCAAAAGAUGAAGUGACCGAUGCAAAAGUAUCAAAGACAAGAGAACUCUUGAAUGAGAUUGAUAAAUGUGACUUCGUAACGCUCGGUAAUAAAAUCGAAGAUAGAGUUCAUAUAUACGAAACGAAUUUAAAAGAUUAUGAAGAUACAGAAAGUGAAAGUGUUGUUAAAGUGAGUAGUGAGAAGCAAAGUGUAAAGUGUGAUAAGAAUGUCGUGGAUGGCAAGGUCUGCUUCGGGAAGCGCUUCGGGCACAGGUCGAGAGGCCGCGGGAGGGCGCUGAGGAGUAACGCGGCCAAGUUGCUGCAGAUGCAGCAGAAUCCGGAUGCGCUGUGCGGUAUUGUGUUCAUGAAGGAGGCUUUGAUGGCGAAGAUUAUGUUUAUGAUGAUUGCGGACAUGUCCCGCAGUCGCCCGUCCCUGUCGCACCUGUGUGCGCAGUACUGUGCUGAGGAGGGACCCAACGGCAGUAAGAAACAGGAGGAGGUGCUUAAGAAGUUCCGUAUGCAUGAGUGCAAUCUUUUACUGGCUACCUCUGUGCUGGAGGAGGGCAUCGACCUCCCGAGGUGCAACCUUGUGGUGAGAUGGGAUGUUCCACCUUCCUACCGCUCGCACGGGCUGUGCCGCGGGCGCGCGCGCGCCCCCCGCGCGGCGCUGGCGCUGCUGGCGCCGCCCGCGCGCAGCGCCGCGCUCGCCGCGCAGCUCGCCGUGUACACCGAGCUGGACCAGCUAAUAACAAGAAAAUGCGGUUGUGGGAUACAAAACGAACCCACGAUUGAGGAAGAGAACCACGCCGAUACAUUAUCGUCAAUAGUCAAAUCCUACAUACCAUUAGAACUAAAGAAAAAACAUCCUAAUGAUACAAACGUACAGACAGAUCAAAAUAAAGUGAUAAGAAAUAAUAUAGGAAACACUUUUGAUACUGAAGCGAUAAAUAAUGAAAUAAGUGUAGUUAAUAAAAUGGCAGAAUCAACCAAAGAUGAUAAAUACGAAGCAAAUGAUGAAUGCGAAGCGAAUGAUGAAUGCGAAGCAAAUGAUGAAUGCGAAGCAAAUGAUGAAAGCGAAGCAAAUGAUGAAUGCAAUGGUGGCGAUGAACUAAUCAACGAUACUAAAUCUACAAAUAAUGAAACUUCAGAUAUGAAAACCGAUUGUGAUUCUAAGUGUAAUGUUAAGUUAGACGCGAGUCACGAAACGUUAGAUUUUAGAGAAGUUAAAGUUACUUCAGGCGAUUCGAAAUUUGAACGCGACGUUAAAUUUGAUUGUAAAAUUUCGAUUGAUAAGAAGAGGGACGGUCAAGCGCCGUUCGUUGACUUGAAUACGGCGAUUGCUCUCAUUAAUCGUUAUUGCGGUAAGCUACCAUCGGAUACCUUCACGAGACUGACGCCCCAGUGGUGGAUCGAGGAGGUCCAGCUCAAGGACAGGCGUGGUGACGCGAGGACCGCGUAUAUAUGCACCUUGAGGAUGCCCCUGAAUUGUCCCAUCAAAUACAACAUUGUAGGUCACCCGAUGCCCACCAGAGUGCUGGCGAGGCGCAUGGUCGCCUUGCAGGCCUGUCGGAUAUUGCACAAGUCCGGCGAAUUGGACGACCAGCUCAUGCCAAUCGGUAAAGAAAACUUUAAAUCAGCGGAGUAUGACAAUAAUAUCGUGAAAGAAACGUCCGAUGCGAACGAUUGCGCCCGACCCGGUACGACAAAGCGCAGACAGUACUACUAUAAACGGACGGCGUGGGCGUUCACAGACUGCCAACCAAUAAUAGACUCUACGGACGCGGAAAUAGAGAACAAUCCGACGUUAGACGAUGAAACUAUACAGAAAGGUCCGAGCGCGAACAUGUUGUACUGCAUCGUGUCGUCGCUGUGCUGCGCGCUGCCCGAGCGGUACAACACGCGCGGGCGGAGGCUGCACGCGCCGCAGCUGGCGCGACAGGCCAUCGGCGUGCUCAUGGCGAGGCGGGACCCGCACCAGCUGCAGAUCCCCGCGUUCCCCGUGUACACGCGCUCGGGCGAGGUGCGCGUGUGGGUGCGCGCCGCGCCCGCCGCCGACGCGCGCCUCGGCCCGCGCCGCGCCGCGCUCGUGCACAGGUUCAUGCGGUUCGUGUUCUCGGACGUGCUGCGCGUGCGGCGGCGCGGCAUGAAGCUGCAGCCCGAGGGCUCCACGCACAACAAUUACUACGUCGUGCCCACCGUCAAGAAAACAAGAAGCGAUGGUACCACUUGGACAGAUAUAGAUUGGCCGUUCCUCGAACUGAUAUACAAACACACUGAAGAUAAAAAGAAUCUAGAGUUGGAGAAGCCGAUAAUAUGGGAGGAGGGGGAGAAGAAGAAGACGAAAGACGACAGAGUGAAGAAGAUAGAGAAUCCCUUGUUGAAACCCGAUGAAGUGUUUGUUUUUGAUGCGGAGAAGUACAAAGAGGCAGUCGUCACACCCUGGUAUAGGAACCAGGAUCAACCGCAGUUCUUUCUCGUAGCGGAAAUAUGCUGGAAGCUAUCACCUGACUCCGCCUUCCCGUCAGACCAGCAUACGAGUUUCAGAUCGUACUACAAGGCCAAAUAUGGUGCUGAACUCACGCAGAGCUGCCAACCCUUACUGGACGUGGACCACACCAGUGCCAGGCUGAACCUGUUGACGCCAAGAUACGUGAAUCGCAAGGGCGUCGCGCUGCCGGUGUCGUCGGAGCGCACGCGGAGGGCGAAGCGCGACCGCCUGGACCAGAAGCAGAUCCUCGUGCCCGAGCUGUGCCGCGUGCACCCCUUCGCCGCGCCGCUGUGGUUCGCCACCGUCGCGCUGCCCUGCGUGCUCUACCGGAUAAACGCGCUGCUGAUAGCGGACGAGAUCCGUCGCUCGGUGGCCAUCGACGUGGGGCUCGGCGUCCCGCGCAUCGACGAGCGCACCUGUCCCGGCUUCCAGUGGCCGCCGCUCGACUUCGGUUGGAGCUUGGCUGAGGUCCUGAGCGCGGACAGCGAGAAAGAGAAGGGUGAUAAGACGAAAGAGGACGGAGAACCGAAGGCUGAGAAAGAUGAUAAUAAAAAGAAAGCAAUAGAAGAUACGGAACCCGAGAAAGAGACGGAACAGUUAGAGAACAAGGGAGAUGUAAAAGAGAAAACCAUUAAUGAUAUACUGCAAGAAAAAGAAGAUGCUGAAAGUGGUUUCGAGAUCGGUACCUGGAGUAACGACAUGGCGUCUUCGAUACCGCAGACUACGGAAUUCGACGAGUUCUUGGAACCGCUGCCGCCGAACCUCACGUUCUGCACUUCAUCGUCUGGCGGAGCGAAUUGGUCUGAUCCCAUAGAAAAACCGAAGGUCAGUCACUACAAUCCAAGCCGUACCUUCUCGAUGGCGGACAGCGAUUGUUCUUACAUGUCCAGCGACUUCGACACAGACGACUCUGACUUGACCGACGGUAGCGACGACGACACGGACACGAGCGGGUUCUGCAGCAGCAGGAACUCCAACGCGGCGAUGGGGGUGCGGAUAGAGUACAAGACGGCGCACGAGGCGGAGGCCGUCGACCUGGAGAGGCGCCGCCCGCUGGCGCCCGCGCCGCCGCCCGACCGGCGGGACGACGCGCGCGACCUCGCGCGGGCGCGCCGCGCACUGCGGGCCGGCGCCGCCCCCACACAGUACGUGAAGAAAUUCCGCGAGUCUGUCGCGAGACAUGAGAGUGAAAUUAAAAAUAACGGUCUCUUAAUAGACAAAGACCAAAAGAUAGAAGAGCUGCUACCAGAAGUAUCGAGAGAUAUAGAUAAAAAUACCCCGAUAGCGCACAAAGACAAACAAAUAAGUAUUAACGUUGCUACCGGAAGCAAAUCUACAAAAGAUAAGAUAAAUAUUAUAGAUAGUAAAAUUUUAAAUAAUAAAAAGUUAGAAGCAGACGAAGAUGUCGAGGAAAUUAUUAAAAUCGUAAGAAAUAUUGAUUUAAAUGAACUAACUGAAAAAAUAGAUAUAGUUUUAGCCAAAGAGAGUUCUAGUGAUUUACUCGAGAAACAAAACAAUGACACAGACGAUACAAAAAUACUUAAUGCUGUUACGAAAAGGCCAAAUAAAGAUGUAGAUGGUGUUCGAAAUGAAAUAUAUUCAAAUUCAAAUAUAAGUAAUGACAUUAACGAUAUUACUAAUAAUAUAGUAACAUACAAGGGUGUAAAUAUAAAUGAUCUUGAAAGUAAUAAAAACGCAACAUAUAACACAAAAAUAGAAGAUAAAACCACCCCAACAAAAGUCGAAAAUGAAUUGCACAACGAUAUCAAUUUACUAGAAAGAAAACACAAAGAUGGCAACACAAUAGAUAAAGCUAUAGACAAUGUAAAAGAUAGAAAAGACGUAACUGAAAUAAGUAAAGAUAAAAUAUCUAAUAUUGAGAUGUUAGAUGAGAUAUUCCCAUACGGCGAUGGCAUAGAAUUAGAAAACGGACAAAUAACGCUAGAAUCCAUAGAGAAAAAUAAAAGAAUUUUAUUAGAGGAUUUAAGAAAACGAUUGUCCAAGGACGAAAUUAAAAAACUGAACUGUUUCUCUAUGAAAGACGUUAAUAUAGACUCGCCUGAUUAUGUCAAUGAGAAAAUUGCGAAUAUCGGCUUCGAUUCAAAAGAGAAAUACCAAAGGAUCGUAAAUUCGUGGUCCGAUAAUAACGAAAAUAAGCCAUAUUACAUGGAUAAUAAAGGUCAAAAUGGCAAGGAAUUUGACUUUGAUUAUCAGCCGAAUUUAGAGGGACACCCCGGGCCGAGUCCUAGCGUUAUAUUACAGGCCUUGACGAUGUCAAACGCGAACGACGGCAUCAACCUGGAACGCCUGGAGACGAUCGGCGACAGCUUCCUGAAGUUCGCGAUCACUGCGUACCUGUACUGCGCGCACCCGGCCGUGCACGAGGGGAAGCUCUCGCACAUGAGGAGUAAACAGGUGUCCAAUUUGAACUUGUAUAGGCUCGGUCGCAACAAACGUCUCGGAGCUAGAAUGAUAGCGUCGAAGUUUGAACCGCACGACAACUGGCUGCCGCCGUGUCAUAAACCGCCGCCCACGCUGCAGCCGACUUCACUGGGUGAUAAGGUGUGCAAGGAAGCGCCAGUUGACAGCACAGGUUGCUUCAUACCGUAUAACCUGAUCACACAACACAGUAUACCAGACAAGUCCAUCGCGGACUGCGUGGAGGCGCUGAUCGGCGCGUACCUGCUGGAGUGCGGGCCGCGCGGCGCGCUGCUGUUCAUGUCGUGGCUCGGCAUCCGCGUGCUGCCGCGGCACGAGCUGCCGCUGCCCGCCCGGCACCCCUACGUGCGCCGCCACCGCGAGCGGGAGGCCGCCCGCGGGGCUUCGGCCAAACGUCGGUCGUCAUGCUCGUCGUGGUCGGACGACGAGGACGGUCCCGAGUCCCGCUCGCCGGAGCCCGAUUGGGGGUGGGCCGGGCGGCCCGUGGGAGCCCUGCGGCCCUACCGCACUAAGGACAACAAGUGGUUUCAGCCAAUAUUUGGUGAACUGAAGGCACCCCCCUCCCCUCUGUUGAGGUACAUUGAGGACCCUGAAGGGGAAUUGGAGCAGAUGCUCUCAGGUUACGACGCACUGGAGAGGACGUUGCAGUACCGCUUCCGGGAUCGAUCGCUCCUCCUCCAAGCGUUAACGCACGCGUCACACCAGAGCAACCGGCUCACUGACUGCUAUCAGAGGUUGGAGUUCCUCGGAGAUGCUAUACUUGACUACCUGAUCACGCGGCACCUGUUCGAGGACCCGCGCCGCCACUCGCCGGGCGCGCUCACCGACCUGCGCUCGGCGCUCGUCAACAACACGAUCUUCGCCACGCUGGCCGCCCGACACGGCUUCCACAAGUACUUCAGACACAUGUCGCCGGGCCUGAACGAGGUGCUCACGAAGUAUGUGAAAAUACAAGAGGAGAACGGACACUCUAUUAGUGAAGAGCAUUAUCUGAUACAAGAAGACGAAAUGGAACAGGCUGAAGAUGUCGAGGUCCCGAAGGCGCUCGGCGACCUGUUCGAGUCUGUCGCGGGCGCCAUAUUCCUGGACUCUGGCAUGUCGCUGGGCGCGGUGUGGCGCUCGGCGGGCGCGCUGCUGGGCGCCGAGCUGGACGCGUUCAGCGCGGCGGCGCCCAAGUCGCCCGUGCGCGAGCUGCUGGAGGCCGAGCCCGACACCGCCAAGUUCGGUAAGCCGGAGCGUCUGGCCGACGGGCGGCGCGUGCGCGUGUGCGUGGAGGUGUUCGGUCGGGGGGCCUUCAAGGGCAUCGGCAGGAACUACCGGAUCGCCAAGGGGACCGCCGCCAGGUGCGCGCUCCGACACCUGCGGAACCACCGGCCGCGGUGAGGCGGGGGGGGGGGCUGUGGGGCCGGACGGAUUCGUCAGCUAGUCAAGGUCAUUCGGUGUUGCUAUAUUGUUAAACUAUACAAAUAAGAUAAACUCAAAUGAUAAUUUGUUAUCAACGCAAAAAAAUCAUAACAGACACAAAACUGUAAAUAAAUUUGAUUAGCAGCUUUAGGAAAAAACAGCGAUAAAAAUACUCCAUGCGAGCUACGUGGGUGACAUCCCAGCUGCUGGACUCCUGGGCGUUUUGAUACAUUAAAAUUUAUGUUUACCAAAACAAUUUUGAAGAAAUGCUAUGUCCUCGUUCCUUUCAAGGGGAAGUUUUUGUCCAGCAGUAAGACUUUUACUGGCUGUUGACUAUUACAAAGAUUAAUCCCACUAAUUAUAUCAUAAAAUAAAGCUACUACAAUUUUAAAAUAAAAUAAUUUAUAAAUAAAUAUGAUAUAUAAAAUAAGGAUCGAAAUACAUAUUAAAAAAAACCAUCGAUUUUUCUUAAUGCAAUAAAAAUAUUUUUCUUAUUAUAAUAUUUAUCAAUUUAAUAUAUUAAGAAUCGUAACCGCAGAACCCGUUCGAACACAGUUCAGGCGCAGGACUGGCUUUGAGUGCUAUCCGAGGCACAGGACCAAAACACACCUUUUAAGCCACGAGACAAACGACUUAGGUCGGUAACAUAUAUCCAAAUUGUUACGACGGCGAUUGGUUGAGGAUAGCUGCAACGCCAUCUAGCGGCGAGUUGUAACAUUUAUUAUAAAAAUAUCCUUAAAUGAAUAAAUCCAUAUAUUAUAAUGUAUGUCCAACUUUUUAUAGUAUUCGUUAGGCAGACUGUCAAGUGAUCUACGUGAUGGUAGGUUACCAUCGCUUACAUCGCCAAUGCGCCACCAACCUUUAGAACCAAAAUGUUAUGCCUAAAUUUUCAUAGUAAUAUUCGAAAUUUUCAUAGAAUAUAAGAUUUAAGUAUAUAACCAUAUAUAACCCUGCUAAUAUUAUAUAAAUACUAUUGGAACAAGCCCGUAAGUGUUUUUAACAUAUAAGCUUAUUUAUAGGAAAAUUUAAUUUGUAACCUAUUACAAUGGUAGGAGUAAAGAUAAUCAAACCAUAGAUUUACAUAUUCCAAGCGAUUCGCCAACAACUCUGCUGUAUUAUACAUGAACCGUUCUCGAUUAAUAUAUCUCUAUAUAUAACACAACACUGUUACACUCAACUAGUUAUAUACACUUUAAUUUUACUUACAAAGUACAGAUAACAACUUCGCCGAUUUAAAUCGCGAUAUUUUCACGAAUCCAUAAGGAAUGCCACAGAUUAUUUAGAUGUUAUUAGCGUUCAAAGACAGAGAUGUUUACUCAAACUGCCAUUGCAAUCGGUUAUAUUUUAUAGGCCAAUGAGAGAGUAGCUACUUUUUAUAUCAGAAAAAAUGUACAUAAAAUAUAGCCCAAAGUUAUUUAGUUAUGCUUAAUUAUAAAAUAUAAAAUGGCCGACUUAUAAUUAUAAGCUUAGCGCGACUUAACUUUAUUUUUGUAAAAGCGCCAUUUAUUUUAAGGAUCAUUAUAAGGUUUUAAAUGUAAAUUUUAAUAUUUUGUAGUUUUUAAAUUUGAUAUGGCAAAUAAACGAUAAUAUUUUU